ACGCAGCAAGUGGCAGCAAAAUGUAUAGUCGUGUAUCUAUCCUAUUCGUUCUAUGCUGGUGUUUUAUUUUCACCUCUUCCCGGGAAAACCGUAGGAAUCCAAACCUUAAACUGUUCAUGAAGUGUGGUGAACUUAAGGAAAAUAUCAGUGGACCCAUAAGUGUCACCGAUAUUAGCAAGUUUACUGGUGACACCAAUGAGGAUUCAGUUGUCAGUGGUCCUGUGUGUCAACCUAACAUUACAGAGACUGGAGUUAGUGAGAUAGAACUUUAUUGGCAGUUCGAGGGAACGAAUAUUCCGAGAGCCACGACUGAAGAGGGUGAUCGUUCAGGAUGGAUCGCUGUGAUUUAUGCUGAUGGAGGAAAGCUAAAUUUA
Molecule: messenger RNA, 374 nt
Organism: Geodia barretti
Lineage: Eukaryota; Metazoa; Porifera; Demospongiae; Tetractinellida; Geodiidae
Source: the annotation of a GenBank genome assembly